AUGGAUAUUGAUAUUAAUAAGCAACAUGAUCAAAUAACUAUUUUUGAACGUCCAAAACAAAUUAAUAAAGAAUUGAAACAGAAAGCAGAUAAUAAUAAUAUUUAUUAUGAUAUUAAUAAUUAUCAACAAGUUUAUGAAAAAAAUGCUGCACAAGAAAAUGCAAGUAGUGAUCUUGUCCGAUGUGUGCACCAGCUCAUCACUCGUGUAUAUGUUGAUUGGGACUAUCAACUUGAUAUUUGUAAAGAUAAAAAGCAAACAGGUUUUAAAUUGUUGUGCUUUUGGUGA
This is a messenger RNA of Rotaria sp. Silwood1, 285 nucleotides long. The record is from the annotation of a GenBank genome assembly. Lineage: Eukaryota; Metazoa; Rotifera; Eurotatoria; Philodinida; Philodinidae.